UAUAUUUAUCUUAUAUUUGCCGCGACUGCUGUCACAGAGUUAGCCAGAACUACUUCCUUAGAUACCGUCAAAUCGUAUGGAGAAGUGCCAACUCAUCACCUGCUUGGAUCCAUCAACGGUCAUGAUCGCCCUUACGAAAUUUAAAACUCAACUGUGUUUCCUUAAUCCCACCCAAACAUAUAUUCCCUUUCAAUUCCUGUCCUUCCUGGCUCGGCCCUGUCCUUCCUAAUCCUAAUUAUUCUUUUUCAUUAUCAUUUUCGAAUUUUCUUCAACAUGUCUCCAAUUUGGAACUGAUGUUACGAAGAAAAAUCUAUUUUUGAGAGCUUGAAUUCCUUGAUUUUGUAACUUGAAUUUCAAAGAGUUUUUGUCUCUGAAUCUGUGAAUUGCUAUUGGUGUCUGAAGUAGCAACUCUUUUUCUGAGCGGAAACAUUUCUGUAUCUCUGCUCAUUACUGCUGUUUUGAUUGUAUUUGGCGAAUUCAAUGGCGGCGUUUGACAUCGGGGCGCUGCUGGAAAAGAUGAAGAUGCUAUGGACCUCAGAUCACGCGUCCGUGGUGUCAAUAAACUUAUUUAUUGCACUUAUCUGCGCGUGUAUCGUGAUUGGUCAUCUAUUGGAGGAGAACCGCUGGAUGAAUGAGUCGAUAACUGCUCUUUUGAUUGGCUUGUGCACGGGAGCUUUGAUUCUACUAAUAAGUGGAGGGAAGAGUUCGCAUGUUUUCAUGUUCAGCGCAGAUCUUUUCUUUAUUUAUCUUCUUCCACCAAUCAUUUUUAAUGCCGGGUUCCAGGUGAAAAAGAAGCAAUUCUUCCGCAAUUUCAUGACUAUCAUACUUUUUGGGGCACUAGGUACCCUGAUAUCUUUUGUUAUCAUAUCAUUAGGUGCUAUUGGAAUUUUCAGGAAAAUUAAUAUUGGGAAACUUGAAAUUGGAGAUUACCUUGCAAUUGGAGCAAUCUUCUCUGCAACAGAUUCUGUUUGCACCUUACAAGUGCUUAAUCAGGAUGAAACGCCGUUAUUGUACAGUUUAGUCUUUGGGGAAGGUGUUUUAAAUGAUGCUACAUCUGUAGUUUUAUUCAAUGCUGUCCAGAACUUUGACUUGUCUCAUAUCAACACUAGCAUUGCCCUGCAAUUACUUGGAAACUUUCUAUACUUAUUUAUCUCAAGCACCUUCCUGGGGUUUGUUGCAGGUCUAUUGAGUGCCUAUAUUAUUAAGAAGCUCUGCUUUGGAAGGCACUCCACAGAUCGUGAAGUUUCUAUAAUGAUACUCAUGGCGUACCUAUCUUACAUGCUUGCUGAAUUGUUCAGUUUAAGUGCAAUUCUCACAGUGUUCUUUUGCGGGAUUGUGAUGUCCCACUACACCUGGUAUAACGUGACUGAGAACUCAAGAUGCACCACCAAGCACACCUUUGCUACGCUAUCGUUUAUUGCUGAAAUUUUCAUAUUCCUCUAUGUUGGUAUGGAUGCUUUGGACAUUGAAAAGUGGAGAUUUGUUAGCGACAGCCCUGGAAUAUCAGUUGAGGUUAGCUCAAUACUAUUGGGACUUGUCUUGGUUGGAAGGGCAGCCUUUGUUUUCCCCUUAUCAUUUCUGUCCAACUUGACCAAGAAGUCUCCACAUGAGAAGACUGACUUCAAGCAGCAGGUCACAAUAUGGUGGGCUGGCCUUAUGCGAGGUGCCGUUUCUAUGGCCCUUGCUUAUAAUCAGUUUACUAAAGAAGGUCAUACUCAGUUGCGUGGCAAUGCAAUAAUGAUCACAAGUACUAUCACAGUUGUCCUAUUCAGCACAGUGGUAUUUGGUUUGAUGACAAAACCACUGAUUAGGCUAUUGCUACCCUCACCAGGGACUCCAAAAUCUUUCAUUAAUGUGCCGCUUUUAGGCAAUGGACAAGACUCGGAAGCUGAUUUGGGAGCCCACAAUUUUCCCCGUCCCAACAGUUUGCGGAUGUUCCUAAGUACCCCUUCUUACACAGUGCACUAUUACUGGAGAAAAUUCGACAAUGCAUUCAUGCGUCCUGUUUUCGGGGGACGAGGUUUUGUACCUUAUGUUCCUGGAUCACCCACCGAAGGAAGUGAACCAACAAUGGCAUUGAUGGAAAGCUAGAAAGUCCAUUCAUCCUUGUGAGGACAAGAAACAAUUUUUGGUUUGAACUCCUUCCGUUUCGGUUAAUUAGCUUUGGAUGUUUCUCUUUGGUUAAAACUUUGAGAGCAUCCAAGCAUCCAACCUUAAAUUUUAAGGCAAUGGGUGAAGGGAUCUAGGACAUUAUAAACUUUUUUGAAAAUCAUUAUAUAACCGAUGAGA
Nicotiana tabacum (common tobacco) is the source of this 2289-nucleotide messenger RNA. RefSeq names its product sodium/hydrogen exchanger 1-like. Gene Ontology annotation, molecular function: potassium:proton antiporter activity; sodium:proton antiporter activity. NCBI's taxonomy places the organism in Eukaryota, Viridiplantae, Streptophyta, Magnoliopsida, Solanales, Solanaceae. Gene Ontology annotation, biological process: potassium ion transmembrane transport; regulation of intracellular pH; proton transmembrane transport. The record is from RefSeq and is a predicted model, not a curated record. Gene Ontology annotation, cellular component: plasma membrane.